Messenger RNA from Aethina tumida (small hive beetle), 703 nucleotides. Its product is annotated as RYamide neuropeptides-like. The transcript is spliced from 5 exons. The record is from RefSeq and is a predicted model, not a curated record. NCBI's taxonomy places the organism in Eukaryota, Metazoa, Arthropoda, Insecta, Coleoptera, Nitidulidae. Bases 116 to 496 code for a protein of 126 amino acids.
CUCGCGACGCCUUCCCGCUAUCGGCGUUCAGUGUUUCCCCGUCGACCUCGAUAUCCAAGAACGACCACCACAUCUCGCCGACCCGGACCCCGUCGACUCAACACCAACGACACAGAUGUAUGCAAAAAAGGCAUUGGUACUGCUGUUGUACUUUUUAACUGUCUUCUUAACAUUCGCAGUGGCAAAAGGAUAUUUAUCUGAUAAACGCGCCCAGGCAAACUCGUUUCAGACGAUGAUGAGGUACGGGAGAGCGGGAUCGACGAACAACUACUACAAAGACGGAAAGUAUGUUAAAGUCAAUCCAAGGGCCGAUGCAUUCCAUUUGACUACACGCUAUGGAAAGAGAUCCAGCUGGUCACCGAACUCCUCUCUGGUCUAUCCCGUCUCUUCUCCGUGUGUCGAGGACGAGGACCUCUCCUGCACCUACACCGGUAUUUCGGACUUGUACCGUUGCACCACAAGGAAAGAUUCCACGGCCGGCAAUGAAGAGAUCUAAGCAGUUCAGAUAAACGCAAACUUGUGAAUAGUUUGAUAAAUAUUAUUGUAUUAAUGUAAAACUUAUUUAUCUAUCUUCUACUUCUAAAAGUAUUAAACCGGUGUCCCGUCUUAGGGCUGGGGACGAGACACUAUCUUCUUUAACUAUUCUAUAUUUUAUUAUAAAAAUUAUGUAAAAGCAAUGUGCAAUAAAUAUUUAUGUUCCCAA